CAUUUACACCCCACCGCUCAUUACACAACGUAGUACCCCUCAGAUAGGAGCAUGACGCUUAUUAAGUCCGGACUUGAUGUCGCCUAUGGGUUAGAUCUGAAUUUUCCGUGAAAGGACAUAAAUAGAGCGUUGAUCGCAGACUACCAGAUGAUAACCAGAAAGCCCAACAAUCGCUUCAGUUACCUCGAGUGAUCGCCGCGCAGAAGAAGAUGGCCCCAUCACUCCCAAAGACUUUCAAAGCCGCGGUCAUCAAUGACAAGGGGGAUGGACUGACCCUGAAGGACAUCGAUCUCAAGCUUCCCGGCCCCGGCCAAGUCCUCAUCAAGUCACUGGCCUGUGGCGUUUGCCACACCGAUGACUUCAUGAGACAAGGCUUUCUGGGGAACUCGUUCCCUCGUAUCCCCGGUCAUGAGGUGAUCGGUGAUAUCGUCGCUGUUGGAGAGGGCGUCACCCGCAUCAAGGAGGGCGAGAGAGUUGGUGGGACGUGGCACGGCGGCCACGAUGGGACCUGCCGGUCCUGCCAGCGCGGCAUGUUCCAGAUGUGCGACAACGAGGAGAUCAACGGCGUGACCAUGGACGGCGGGUACGCCGAGUACGUGCUCCUGCGGGCCGAGGCCGCCGUCCGCAUCCCCAAGGACCUGGACCCGGCCGAGGCGGCGCCCCUGCUCUGCGCGGGCGUCACCACGUUCAACUCGAUGCGCCGCAUGGGCGUGAUGCAGGGCGACAUCGUCGCGGUGCAGGGGCUGGGCGGGCUGGGCCACCUGGCCGUGCAGUACGCGAGCAGGAUGGGGUACGAGGUGGUGGCGCUCAGCAGCGGCAGCGAGAAGAAGGAGUUCGCGACCAAGCUCGGCGCGCACCACUACGUCGACACCAGCAAGGAGGACCCGGCCAAGGCGCUCAUGAAGCUCGGCGGCGCGGCCAUGAUCUGCUCCACCGCGCCGAACCCCAAGGCCAUCAGCCCCCUCGUGGGCGGGCUCGCGCCGCAGGGCAAGCUGAUCGUGCUGGCGCCGGUCGGGCCGGUGGAGUUCGACACGGCUAUGAUGGUCACCAAGGCGGCGAGUGUGCACGGGUGGCCGUCUGGGCACGCGCUUGACUGUGAGGAGGCCAUCGCGUUUGCUGGGACGCAUGGGGUCAAGUGCAUGAUUGAGAAGUUCCCGCUGGAAAAGGUCCAGGAGGCCUUCGAGCACAUGACGAGUGGGAAGGUCCGAUUCAGGUCUGUCCUAACGAUGUAAUUAGGCAUGCUUUAAUGCGGUGAAGCGGAUAGGCUCAGGCCGAGAAGAGGCGGCGAUCGUCACAGUAAACGCUACGGCAAGAAGUAGCAUCGUUCCCUGUUUGUGUCCGUCUGCGCGCCCGUCGUGAUCUUGAUAUGAGUGACUUGUGAGUACUUCAGACCUGGGUAUGGCGAAAUGGCUUCAAGUGGUUCGUAAUCCAUCGCGAAGAUGACAGAUGAUCGUCCAGGGCCUGAGGACAUUCGGCCCGGCGCAUCACUCAUCCCCGUCAAAUUGUCCAGCCCGCUUGCUCAGCAGGCCAGUCUUGAACCACUCGCCCAGUCCCUUACUCUCCAUGACCUGCCCAAACGAAGAAACAGACUCGAUCUCAUUAAACGCCCCAGCAGUCACAGGCAUCGUCGCAGCAGCCGGGCCGUCCUGGUUCAGAGCCCUCAUCUCAGGCUUAUAGACGCACUGGAAAUCCUUGUACCGCAGAUCCUUCACAGCGCUCACCCAGGCGCCCAAGUUUGGUGCCUGGUCGCUCUCGGCGUACAUCAGGCCUGGAGUGCCGCCGUAGCGGACCAGCACGAAGGGUAUGUCGAAGUGCGCAGCUGCCUUUUUCACGCGCUGUAGCUUCUUGCGGCUCGUGACGUGGUGCGUGCGGAUCAAGGUGAUGAAAAGCUUUUUUGAUGUGCCCAUGUUGCUUUCGGCAUCACGCCCCGAGCCAGCGUCCACUCGUCCACUCAAAUUUGGUCGGAGGUUAAAGAAAAGUGAUGGUCC
Messenger RNA from Diaporthe batatas, 1988 nucleotides. RefSeq lists its product as uncharacterized. Gene Ontology annotation, molecular function: zinc ion binding; oxidoreductase activity. The transcript has 3 exons. The record is from RefSeq and is a predicted model, not a curated record. NCBI's taxonomy places the organism in Eukaryota, Fungi, Ascomycota, Sordariomycetes, Diaporthales, Diaporthaceae. The coding region runs from base 210 to 1232 and encodes 340 amino acids.